ACAGGACUUCCAUUUGUGGCUGGGUGAUCCAAAGUACCAUGGCUGCUCAAUCUGAAGCAGCCUGCCAGACUGAUGUCCCUACCACGAUGCAACAGGAGGCACAGGUACCCACCCCCUCAGCUGCAACAGAUUCCCCACAACGAACUGGAGCCAUCGGAAACAUGGGCACAGUCAGCGGUAGAAACAAUCCUACCAUUGUUGGUUCAAGUGUCAACUUCUACAGCUCGCCGUCGGAUGGAGCAGGAGUAAAUCCGCAGAGUCAGAAACCAGACCAAGAACCAAGAGUGGGGGAUCUCAACCAAGAAGUCGGUAACAAGACCAGGGACAUUUUGAGGACAUGUUACAAGACAACGGGUAGCUAUGUUCAGUUGAACCCUGGGGUUCCUGAUGAUCAAAGACACAUUGUUGGCAUUUACACUAAAUUGCGGGUUAGAACAAAGAAAGGUACUGCAGAAGAAGAAUACUCUGACAAAACUGUAUAUUCCACAGAGUAUGAGAAAAUAUUGAAAGAUUGGCCUGAGACUGAGUUCAAUCGUGCUAUUUUAUUUGGCAUUGGUGGUGUCGGGAAGUCAACCAUUUUUGACAAGAUUGCAUAUGACUGGGCCGAUGAGACAUGUGAAAUCCUGAAAAGAUUCAAGCUUGUCUUUCUUUUAAAGAUGUAUGCCCUGUUCCAAGAAUCUGAUCUUGUUGAUUCCAUUUUUGAUCAACUUUUAGGCGUAAAGUCAGGAGUAGCCAAAGAUGAACUUGAUCAAUAUAUUCAGGACAACUCAAAUAAGGUCUUGAUACUUUUGGAUGGUUUUGAUGAAAUGAGGACCAAAACACUUGAUGUAGCCUCAUUCGGCUCUAUCCUAAAAGCGCUCAAUAGAACAGAAUACAGGAAGUGUUGCAUUUUGGUCUCGACUCGCCCCUCUCAUCUUGAGACUCUGAUGUCAAAAUCACUUGUCCAAAAUCCUUGCACACAUGUUGAGGUUCUGGGGUUUACCAAGGAAGAUGUUAAUGAAUACAUUCUGAAAUUCUAUUACGAAGAUCCUGAUAGUGGCAGUGCACUGAUCCUAAACAUUGAAAAAUCCAACACGUUGCUCGAUUUCUCCACGAAUCCAAUGCUUCUCCUUCUCAUGUGUUUGUUGUGGAGGGAGAAAAAACAACUCCCCGAAACAACUUCACGCCUCUUCACUGAGGCAGUUGAUUACAUGUUCACAAGAAAAGGAUAUAGCUCCGAAGAUGCAUCAAAAACAGUGAUUGCUAUAGGAAAAACUGCACUGAGUGGAUUCUUAAGUGCCGACCAGAAUUUCUCAUUUCAAAAAGAUGAGUUUGAACAAAAUGCGCUGGACCUGGCACUGAAAGCAGGCAUCCUAACCCAGCAGAGAGUUAUCAAAAACCUCAAAUGUCACAACAACAUACAAUUCAUGCACAAGACUAUUCAGGAAUACUGUGCUGGUAAAUACUUGCAAAGUGUACAUAUGUCAAACUGGGGAUUUGUAAAGCGUACGGUGUACAAAGUUGUUCCAUUUGGAGAAUUUCAAAACAAUUUAAGGCAACUAUGUCAGACAAUUAAGGGUGUCAUUUCAAAUGAUUUUCUUUUGCGUUUUUGUUGUGGUGACAAUGAAAAGUGCAUGACUGACAUUGUUAGAUUGCUUGACCGUAAAUUCAAUUAUCGACAUAAGCCCAUGUACCAAUCAGACGUUAUACAAUUAAUUAGUCAACACUGUUUAUUUGAAAGCCAAUCCAAAAAGAUCCCACAAUGUCUAACCAGCGACUCACUCAUCCCAUCAGAUAUCGAGGUGAAUAACUAUACUGAUGUCCGCAUUCUCAUAUACCUUUUUAAAACAAUCUGUAGUUCAGAAGUCCAGGUGCCACAACUGUCACGCAUUGAAACCAUUCAGAUUGAUUCUAUGUCUUCGGUCAGUGGUUUAGUCUUCGCCCUGGGUUACAUGGAAAACCUCAGGGUUCUGAGGCUCUCCUCGUGUCCUUUAGUGAAGGGUGAGCUUGAGAAAAUCCUGUCAUCACUGAAAUGCAACUAUCUCUUGACCUGGCUUGACAUACAGAAUUGCAAUACAUUGGGAGGUAGAGCUGUAGAAUGGGCCCCUCAUAUCAAACACUUGACAAGCAUUAAGAAACUUGGAGUAAAGUGGUGCAAACUUCAGAGCACAGACAUUCAACACAUUGCCUCGGCUGUACAUGACAUGCCCAAACUGAUUGGCUUGAGCCUUGAUGGCAGCGAGACAUUGGGCGGGUCCACUGACUUGUGGGCCAAGGAAUUGCCAAAAAUGAUGCACUUAAAUAAGCUGGACCUGAUCUAUUGCCAUUUGACACGGUCAGACAUUCAACUCAUUGCCUCGGCUAUUGUCAUCAAAGUCAAACUGACACUCUUAAAGUCCAGGGUCAGAUAUAACCUUGCAUCCGGAACAGACUGGAACUGA
Patiria miniata (bat star) is the source of this 2420-nucleotide messenger RNA. Its product is annotated as NLR family CARD domain-containing protein 4-like. The transcript has 4 exons. The record is from RefSeq and is a predicted model, not a curated record. NCBI's taxonomy places the organism in Eukaryota, Metazoa, Echinodermata, Asteroidea, Valvatida, Asterinidae. Bases 39 to 2420 code for a protein of 793 amino acids.